AUGGACAGUUUAUUUCCAAUUAUAGACGUUCAAGCCCUCCACGGACGCGAGAUCAAAGUAUACGGUUGGAGUGACUCAACAGCAGUUCUCGGCUGGAUUCAAGGCGAUAUCAACCGCUGGACACCAUUUGUGGCGAAUAGAGUCAAACAAAUCAAAGAUGUCAUAGUAUCAGACCAUUGGUAUUACAUAAAAUCAGCUGACAACCCAGCUGAUUGCGCCAGCCGUGGUAUCACAACAGCACAAUUGAAUCAACAUCACCUGUGGUGGAACGGCCCUCAAUUUCUGCCUGGAUUCGAUGAGUCAUUGGGAGCAGAGAAGUCCAUCUACGUCACGGAUCAAGAGGAGCGAAAAAUAAAACAGAGCAACGUCAUAGUUCGACAUCAUAGCGAUGAUGUCAUUCAAUACAUACUACAAAGAAACAGCGAUAUAGCACGCGCCGUACGGAUACUUGCCUGGGUGUUACGUGUGACGCGACGUCAGCACAAUCACUCUGGUUACUUGCAUGCGAAAGAAUUGGACACGGCAAAACAUAUGAUUAUUAAAUACGUUCAAGAAGCGGAAUUUUCUGAAGAGAUUAAUAGUCUACGAAAACAGGAGCUAGUAAAUAGCAAAAGUAAAACUUUAUGCCUCAACCCGUUCUUGGACAAGGACGGCCUAUUGAGAGUAGGAGGCAGACUGAAGCACGCAAACAUAGACGAAGAAAUGAAACAUCCACUGAUCAUACCACACAGCAGCUACAUUACUGACCUUAUUAUCGACCAAGCCCACCGCUGCACGUUUCAUGCGGGGGCUCGGAUGACGCUCUGUUAUAGGGAUUUGGCCGAAGGCCUUUUUAAAAAAUGA
Bombyx mori (domestic silkworm) is the source of this 843-nucleotide messenger RNA. RefSeq lists its product as uncharacterized. The record is from RefSeq and is a predicted model, not a curated record. The transcript has 2 exons. The coding region runs from base 1 to 843 and encodes 280 amino acids. Lineage: Eukaryota; Metazoa; Arthropoda; Insecta; Lepidoptera; Bombycidae.